AUAUAUAAGAGGGCGCUUCGUAUUUGCCACGUUAUGAUAUAGUUGUUGUGAAAAUUGAUAGAAGAUGGUUUCGCUUAUUCAGACUGUAGAUACAGCUCAUGAAGAUAUGAUUCAUGAUGCUGAGAUGGAUUAUUACGGAACUCGUGUGGCCACUUGCUCUUCUGAUCGAUCUGUCAAGAUAUUUGAUGUCCGAAAUGGCACUCAGAAAUUGAUUGCUGAUCUAAGAGAGCAUGAAGGACCUGUAUGGCAGGUGGCAUGGGCACAUCCCAUGUUUGGAAACAUAUUGGCAUCGUGUUCAUAUGAUAGAAAAGUAAUUCUUUGGAAAGAAACUGAUGGAAUUUGGAAGAAAAUAUAUGAAUAUGGUAAUCAUGAUUCUUCAGUUAAUUCAAUCUGUUGGGCACCACACGAGUUUGGUCUAAUGCUAACCUGCGGCAGUUCUGAUGGUGCAGUUUCAGUCAUUUCAAGCUCUGGGGAUGGAAAUUGGGAAACAAAGAAAAUCAACAAUGCUCACACUAUUGGUUGCAAUGCAGUAAGUUGGGCACCCGCAGUUUCGCCUGGUUCUGCAUUAGAACAGUCAAAUGCCCCUCGUCCAGCACCUGUCAAACGAUUUGUGACUGGAGGCUGUGACAAUUUAGUCAAAAUUUGGAAAUAUGUGGAUGAUGAUGAUAAGUGGAUUGAAGAACAGAAAUUGGAAGCUCAUUCUGAUUGGAUAAGGAAUGUGGCUUGGGCACCAUCUAUUGGAUUACAAAGAAGUAUGAUUGCAAGUUGUUCACAGGAUAGAAGAGUUAUGAUCUGGACAAAUAAUGGAACGAACAAUAACUGGACGAAUAUUACACUUCAUACGUUUGAUGACGUAGUCUGGCAGGUCAGCUGGUCCAUAACGGGAAACAUUUUGGCUGUCUCGGCAGGAGAUAAUAAGAUAAGUCUCUGGAAAGAAUCACUGGACGGGCAGUGGGUAUGUAUCAGCGAUAUUAACAAAGGCCAAGGAGAAAUGAUCACCAGUGCAACAGAAAGAACUCUAUGAACAAAUUCCUAUUGUAAUUUUAUUUUUAAGAAGCUUUAAUUAAAUAAAGUUCAUCUUACAAUCUAAA
Molecule: messenger RNA, 1091 nt
Organism: Centruroides sculpturatus (bark scorpion)
Lineage: Eukaryota; Metazoa; Arthropoda; Arachnida; Scorpiones; Buthidae
Gene: Sec13
Product: protein SEC13 homolog
Exons: 9
Coding region: 65-1024 (319 amino acids)
Biological process (GO): positive regulation of TOR signaling; protein import into nucleus; COPII-coated vesicle budding
Cellular component (GO): nuclear pore outer ring; COPII vesicle coat
Molecular function (GO): protein binding; structural molecule activity
Source: RefSeq, a predicted model, not a curated record